Messenger RNA from Fusarium keratoplasticum, 1089 nucleotides. RefSeq lists its product as uncharacterized. Lineage: Eukaryota; Fungi; Ascomycota; Sordariomycetes; Hypocreales; Nectriaceae. The transcript is spliced from 2 exons. The record is from RefSeq and is a predicted model, not a curated record. Bases 1 to 1089 code for a protein of 362 amino acids.
AUGAUCUCUCACGCAGGCAGACUGCUCUGGGAGCGCGGCCAUGUCCCCAGCGACAGCGGCCCGGAGUCGCCUCAGUUAUCGUGGGAAUACAUCAUCAUCAUCCUCAACUACAUUGUCUUUAUCCCCGCCAUCGUCCUCAUCGACUACACCUUUAGCAAGGUCUUCCCCCUCCUUGCCAUGAUCGAGGAUGACAAGCCUCCUGCCUACGAGCCCCUCCCCGUUGAGCCCCUCGCCAACGGCAACGGCCCCAAGACCCCCUCCACCACCGCUCCGGCUGUCAACGUCGCUGGCCCUGGUACUGACGGCCGGCCCGUCACCUCGUCCUUCCGGGCCACCUUCCGCCUGGUCCGAUCUCACGGCGGCUUCCGCGCCUGCUUCCGUGGCCUGCCCUGCCUCAUCGUCCAGACCAUCUUCAGCGCCUUGAUCAUCGGCGCCUUCUCCAUCUGCCUUCCCUACGGCAUCGGCGUCUUCGUCGGCGGCCUCGUCAGCUCCGUGGCCCUCGUCCAGUUCAGAGCCGCCUGGAUUCACCAGGUCAUCACCCCCACCUCUGCCCGCAGCUUCUGGUCCCGUCUGCCCCCCUUCAAGACCACCCUCAAGGCCACCUGGAAGCCCACUCUCAUCUUCUGGGCCGCUGGCCAGGCUACCUUUGCCCUCUGCGGUCUCCUUAUCAACGCCCUCCAGAUCACAAGGUUCAGCGACCCUUUCAACCUUUCCUACAGGCUCCUCCUUGCUAGCCUUAUCCUUGUCGUUGGCGAGGUGAUCCUGCUCAUCCCCGCCUGGGUUGUUCUCGUCCGUAUCCAGGCCUCCCUCCUCCCCGCAGACGAGGACACCAUCAUCCCCUUCGACCGCUCCUUCAACGGCAGGGUUGAGCCUGUUGUCGUCGGUGGACCUGGCUAUGCCAGCGUCGCUGACGCCUGGUCCAGCUUCUCCAAGGCUGCUUGGCGCCGUAUCAUCAUGCUUCAUGUCAAGAUCCUCGGUGUCACCAUCGGUGUUGGCGCGCUUCUCGGUGCCUUUGUUGGCCUCCAGAUCUUCAUCUUCGGCCUCGUCGCUGCUUCCAAGAGUGGCAACUCUGGCGAGAAGGGCAACUAA